AUGGAGACCGUCGGUGCAGCUGAAGCUGGUGAUGUCGUCGCCGAUGCCGUGAACGAAUUCUUUUCCCUCCUCUUCAAGGGCUUCGCAGUCGGCGCGAAGCGCCUCAAGGACAACAUGUACGCCUCCGUCGCUGACAUGACCUCUCAGCGCUGGAUUCGCCUUGCCGCGGUUGUCAUAGGCUACAUCAUGAUCCGUCCUUACAUCGACCUGGGUUUCCGCAAGUGGUUUGAUUACGACCAGCGCAGGAAGCGAGCCAAGGAGGAAGCACAGAGGGCAGCGUUCGGGGUGUCCGGGGAUAAGAAAGCCAAAGUUUCGGCCAAUUCCCUCCGUGGAACAGGCAAGGUGCUAGGAGAGGUUGAGAAUACGGACGAUGAGCUUGAGGAAGAUGAGGCCAAGGCUUCUGGCGUUCCCGAGUGGAGUGGUAUUGCCAGAAAGAGACGAAAGAAGUACCUGAAAUCGUUGGAGAAACAGACUGAGAAACACGCGGAAGAAUUGUCUGAGGAGCAACUGCUUGAGUUGUUAGACUGGAGUGAGUCCGAAGAUGAGAAGGCCGGUUCGAAGAAGUCGGUUUCAGAGAAGAAAGAUGAGUGA
Molecule: messenger RNA, 591 nt
Organism: Monascus purpureus
Lineage: Eukaryota; Fungi; Ascomycota; Eurotiomycetes; Eurotiales; Aspergillaceae
Source: the annotation of a GenBank genome assembly